CCCAACCGGCCUCUAAAGAUCGCUCGCAUGGCGACUCUUGAUUCACUGGACGCUCAAGUGUCUGAAGAUGCCGUCUGACCCACUGAGUUCUUCCAGCACUUUGUGUGUGUUACUUCAGGCAAAAUCUACUCGAAUAAACACGUCUGAGGAAAUUCCCCGAAUCGCUGUUGAGGAUACAGAUCCUAGUGCCCCUUCAGAAAAGAUUGAAAAAUACCCUAUUCAAGCUACAGAUCACAGUGUUUGCAUCAAAGGUGCUUCAGAUCUCCCAGUACAGGAUACAACAACUGUUAACCUGGAGCAUUUAGUUGCAACGCCUUGGACAAGACGGCCUGAAGAGAAUGAGAGUCUGCACAUCGAAGGAGACUGUUUAUCAGAAGAUAUGAAAGACAGUAAAUCAUGCAAAUAUUGUCUAGAAACAUGCAGGAACUCAUUGUUAACUUCAACAUGCAUUACUCCUCCUUGCAUUGGUGACAUGAUGAAUGAUGAAGAUUUGUUAUACACAUUGAGGUUAAAGCUGGAUCCACACCACCCAACCAUCAAAAACUGGAGGAACUUUGCCAGCAAAUGGGGCAUGACCUAUGAUGAACUGUGUUUCUUGGAGCAGAAGCAACAAAGUCCAACUUUAGAAUUCUUGCUGAAGAAUAGCGACCGAACUGUAGCACAGUUGAUAGAACUCUGCAGGUUUUAUAAGAGGGUGGAUGUAUUGAAAGUGCUGGAGGCAUGGGUAGAGAGAGAGUGGCCUAAACAGUGGCAUACAAAAUAAAACAAAGGUAAAAGUUUUUCUGCCAAUUUGUGUCAAUCAUAUAUAGACAGAUCUCUGAUGUUUUGGUGCUUUUUAAUGCUCAGUGCUAAAACUUUCACAAAGUGAUAAUUAGAAUUGAGGAGCAUUAGGAAGGGUGAAAGAAUUGUGUGCACUUAAGUGUCUGUCUAUUCAUCUGCAACUCUGACUGUUCCUUUACCCUCUAAAAAUGUAGUUCAUUUUACAUUGGAAACUUCAGGACAAUCCAGACAGGCUGAAUUUCUGGUAAGGCUGAAUGUGUUUGUUUAGGUCUGAGAAACUUUGAAAAUAUUUUAAAAUCAUAAUGGAU
Molecule: messenger RNA, 1088 nt
Organism: Mobula hypostoma (lesser devil ray)
Lineage: Eukaryota; Metazoa; Chordata; Chondrichthyes; Myliobatiformes; Myliobatidae
Gene: edaradd
Product: EDAR-associated death domain
Exons: 7
Coding region: 68-763 (231 amino acids)
Biological process (GO): signal transduction
Molecular function (GO): protein binding
Source: RefSeq, a predicted model, not a curated record